UCUAACUUUUUGUGAUUGCAGAAAGAUAUAUAAAAAUGGAGAUUGAGUCCAGGGAGGCAGUUGAGUUGUGGUCGCUCCUCAAGAAAGAUGUUGGGUCUCGCAGUGGUUGCCCUCGGUCUCGUGGCCUCUGUCACUUGUGAUGGAGGGCUGCCUGACUUUCUGCUUGCAGGCAGCUGUCCUGAUGUGUCCCUCCAGUCGAACUUCGAUGUUCGCAAGUACUCAGGUCGCUGGUUCAUGACGGAGAUCAUCGAGAACCCUUACAUGCCAAUGAAGAAAUGCAUCAGUUCCAAUUACGACCUCGACGAAAGGCAAGACGGUUUUGAAGUGACCACUUCAGGAUUGGACGCCAAUGACGAACACGAAUCCCUCCAGGGAAAGAUCUACCACACAACCAGAUUCCCCAAGGGCCACUUGCACCUCGAUUUCCCUGGUGUUAUUGGCAGCCCUUACAAAGUGAUUGAGACCGACUACGAAAACUACUCUUGCGUGUAUUCCUGCAUCGACUGGAGUGGAUACAAGACCGAGUUCGGCUUCGUCUUCUCCAGGACACCCGAGAACGAAGGAGAUGCUACUGAGAAAUGCGCCGAAGUCUUUGAGAAGAAUGGCGUUAACUUCGAUAACUUUGUCACUGUUCCUCAUUCUUCAGACUGUGAUUAUGAAUCAUAGAUUAAAUCCACUAUCAUUUGAAUGUUUAAAUUCUAAAUUCAUGUCUUACUGCUUUCUUUAUUUCAUUU
Messenger RNA from Macrobrachium nipponense, 734 nucleotides. RefSeq names its product crustacyanin-A2 subunit-like. Lineage: Eukaryota; Metazoa; Arthropoda; Malacostraca; Decapoda; Palaemonidae. Gene Ontology annotation, cellular component: cytoplasm. The record is from RefSeq and is a predicted model, not a curated record. Gene Ontology annotation, biological process: lipid metabolic process; response to reactive oxygen species. The transcript is spliced from 3 exons. The coding region runs from base 88 to 666 and encodes 192 amino acids. Gene Ontology annotation, molecular function: pigment binding.